Molecule: messenger RNA, 3036 nt
Organism: Daldinia childiae
Lineage: Eukaryota; Fungi; Ascomycota; Sordariomycetes; Xylariales; Hypoxylaceae
Product: Mitogen-activated protein kinase-binding protein 1
Exons: 1
Coding region: 1-3036 (1011 amino acids)
Biological process (GO): mitotic spindle organization; regulation of mitotic cell cycle
Cellular component (GO): mitotic spindle
Molecular function (GO): protein binding
Source: RefSeq, a predicted model, not a curated record
AUGGCAUCCACUCCUUCAAACCGGUUGAAAUUGACCCCGUCAAAUUCACCUUUUGUUCCACACCCUAUUCGAUCUCCUCAUCGCAGCAAAGCCUCCAUAGAUCCUCGCCUUUCUUUGAAGCGCGUUGUCGGUACCACCUGUGCCGCGCCCACAGGUUUUGAUACCGUACGUUCUUCGUUUGCAUACAUCGCCGGCGGAGCUGUAGUUGUAGUCGACGUCAACGGGGCUGAAUAUACCCAACGUUUCUACCGAGCCCGCCCUUCUGCAGUUCCUGUUUACAGUACGCCUCCGCUUCCUUACUCUCCAUCGGCACCGAACCAAACUCCAAAGGCGAACGAUAGCCGGAAUAGGUCUUCAUUGCGAGAAUCAACACACAGCUCCCUUGAUUGGUCCGAAUCCCCCACGUCAUCGAAGACGUGGACCAGUCGAGAGCGGAUCAAGGCCGCAACGUGUUUAGCUCUAAGCAAAGAGGGGAGGUUCCUAGCUGUUGGCGAAACUGGCUAUGCUCCCCGGGUGCUCAUUUUCAGCCUGGAAGAUAACUCGUCGGAUACCCCACUCGUCUCCAUCAGCGAGCAUGCGCAUGGGGUUAAGGCCGUUGCUUGGUCCCCUGAUUCGAAAUACUUGGCCUCUCUCGGAACUGCACACGAUGGCUUCAUCUACAUUUGGAAAAUAGACACUAAAACUGGUGCUGCACAGCUGUUUCAACAAAACAGAUGCACAUCUUUUAUCCGCGGCAUGGUAUGGGUGGGCAAUAAUCUAAUCACUUUAGGCGUACGUCAUGUAAAAGUGUGGAAGGUUGAAGAGGGCCAAUCGGUAUCUCCUAUGAAACAGAAGUUUACCGGAGAUUCGAGCUCGACCAAUCAGCAGCAUCAAAAGACGUUACUUGGUCGGAAUGUUAUACUUAAUAACAUGAUAGAAGCGACUUUUUCGUGUGGUGCUGCUAUCGACGAUACGAAGGCCAUCAUCUGCUCAGAGACGGGCGAUGUAUGUCUCUUCGACGACACAGAUAAGCAGAUGAAGUUGACCAAUGUCCUCGAAAGUGGAUUUGUGACGACUUGCGUGGCUAUCCGUGGAAAUAUCGCUUACCUCGGUGGUAAAUCGGGAAACCUAGCAACCAUCGACUUGGCAUCUUUCGUGAAAUGUGAUCAGAAUGCCCUUCGCACAAACAUUGGCUCGUUUGCGGGCCUCUUUGCUAUAGGAUUUCUGGAAGAAAAUAUGGUAACAGUUGAUGCCAAGCGCUCUAUCCACAUCUGGGGAUUUGAUAAGGUCACAGACACCUUAGACCUGGAAACUCCCCCUAUACCAAUGCCAGGACAUCAAGAGUCGAUUCUAGGUGUCGAAGCUCUUCGCCGCCCGACUGGAUUGGAUGCCGAUUUCUUCAGUUGGUCGGCAUCUGGCCAAGUCAUACUAUGGGAUGUCGAGGGUAAAAUCAAAUGUUCUUUUCAGGUACCACUUGAAGAGGCAAAUUUUGAAGAGGAGCCUGAUCUGGUUAAUCAGUUGAAUCUAGUACGAGCUACCGAGGGUGGCAAGUACUUUGUUACGGGUGACAAGCUGGGAAUUGUUAAGAUCAUCGACUUCGCAACCCUGAAAUGCGUGUCAACUAUGAAAGCCCACGCUUCAGAUUGCCAGUUUAUCACUACAUUUGAGGACAAAUCCAAGUUUAUCAUUGCAACCUGUGGUCGUGAUCGUACAGCACAGUUAUUCCACAGGACGACUACUGGAGAGUUCAAACAUUUUCAAACCCUUGAAUUCGCUACUAGGGUUGUUCAAGUGCUCGUUCCAUCAGCAGAUAAAGUGAUAACUUGUUCCUUGGACAGGACGUUGCAAGUCCACGACCUCGUAGAGAAAGAUGGCGACCCAGAUGUUAUGGCGGCUAUCCUCACUAAAACUCUACCCUUGAAAGCUUCUCCGUCAUCUAUGACAAUGGGCGCGGAUGAGAAAUCAGUGCUUGUCUCUCUACUGGACCGAACUAUGAGUAUAUUUGACCUGGAGAGUGGAAAGCUUGCAAAUUCAUUUAAAUGUAUCGACGAAAGCGGAAUCGAACCUGUAGUUUUGGAUUCUCUUACUGCUCGGCCGGCUGUUGACAGAGAACCUACGUUCGUUAUAGGCGUCUCAAACACGGAUAAAUCGAUUAGAAUCUAUGAUGCUCAAACGGGGUCUUUCUUAGACCGCGAAUGGGGACAUACGGAGGCUAUAAAUGGCGUGACUUUAGUCGAAGAGGAGGAUGGUAAGCUUAAGGUGGUAAGUGUUGGAUCAGACGGUACUCUUAUGGUCUGGGAAAUGGACCUACAAGAUCCGGCGUGGGGCGCCGCCACUCGCGAGCUAUCUCUUGCUAAGGAUAACUCCGUUGUUUCUCGACCUACUCUUCGACGUGUUCUCUCUAAAGCCGAGCUUGCGGAAUUUCAACGAUCCUCUCCCUCGGCGGGUCGACGAUCGCCUCCAAGAACUCUCGCCAAGAAGAGAUCAGCAUACAAUCUAGCUUCUACGCCGUCAUCAAAAACACCUACCGCUACACCUCAAGCAUGUCCCGCGUUAGCAAUUUCUGGAGACACUCCAACCAGGCGGCCGUCAACAGAUAGCCGGUACUGUAGCCCACCAUCUAGCCCAAAGGCUAGAGUAAAGAGACAACCAUCCCUACCAACUCUCAACUCUACGAAAACUAAGAGCAAUAACAACUUGAGAGGAUAUGGAACCCUUACUAUGGCUACAGAGCAGGCAUGCCGAACGCUCCGAGCCUACCGAAGGAAACUAGCUUCCACAGAUCCUAUUAGUCAGGAUGUCUUGGCUGAAAUAGAUCAGGAACUUCGCCUUACCUCUGUCGCUUUAGGCGAUAGAGCCACGCGAAGUAAGGCCAUAAGCGAGACUAUGCUAAGCGGCCUCUUAGACCAAUACUCGGAGCGCUUAGUUGCUCUGCUAGACGAAAAGCUUCGAGUUGGCUACAGAGGAUCAUCGGACCAAGAGCCGGAUUCGCCGGGGAUUUUACCGGGAAAACGACCCGGUUCAUCCGGGGGAGAGUCCAGUGCCGGGUCGGCAUAG